Messenger RNA from Amblyraja radiata (thorny skate), 658 nucleotides. RefSeq names its product histone H2A-like. The coding region runs from base 42 to 434 and encodes 130 amino acids. Gene Ontology annotation, cellular component: nucleosome. NCBI's taxonomy places the organism in Eukaryota, Metazoa, Chordata, Chondrichthyes, Rajiformes, Rajidae. Gene Ontology annotation, molecular function: DNA binding; protein heterodimerization activity; structural constituent of chromatin. The transcript has a single exon. The record is from RefSeq and is a predicted model, not a curated record.
GGGAGGAUUUCCUCAUUCUUUGUGCGUAGAAGUUGGUGGAAAUGACUGGACGAGGGAAAACCGGCGGCAAAGCCAAGGCUAAGCCUAAAUCACGCUCGUCCCGGGCCGGACUGCAGUUCCCGGUGGGUCGUGUUCAUCGGCUCCUGAGAAAGGGCAACUAUGGUGAGCGGGUGGGUGCAGGAGCCCCGGUCUAUCUGGCUGCUGUGCUCGAGUAUCUGACGGCUGAAAUCCUCGAGCUGGCCGGCAACGCGGCCCGGGACAACAAGAAGAGUCGCAUCAUCCCCAGGCACCUGCAACUGGCCGUCCGCAACGACGAGGAGCUCAACAAGCUGCUGGGAGGGGUGACCAUCGCUCAAGGCGGGGUGCUGCCCAAUAUCCAGGCCGUGCUGUUGCCCAAGAAAACCAGCGCAGCCUCUGGCACCAAGAGCAAGUAGAUCAGAGAAACCUCAAUCUAACGACCCAAAGGCUCUUUUCAGAGCCACCUACAGUGUCUAUCAAAGGGCUGAGCACCGGCUGGGUAUUUCUGUUCAGAGGACCGCUUCGUAUGUCUUGUGUGGACGCGCCUCCACUCGCGCGUCUUGUUAUAAACCACCCGGGCUAACUCUCACUCCCCGUUACGUCCUCAUGAAUAAAACCAUCAUCUACAGCAAACAACGAU